Aplosporella prunicola CBS 121167 is the source of this 674-nucleotide messenger RNA. RefSeq lists its product as uncharacterized. NCBI's taxonomy places the organism in Eukaryota, Fungi, Ascomycota, Dothideomycetes, Botryosphaeriales, Aplosporellaceae. Bases 264 to 641 code for a protein of 125 amino acids. The transcript has a single exon. The record is from RefSeq and is a predicted model, not a curated record.
AGUGGAUGAGGGGGCUACGCGCGUAGGUUGCUGUCUUGGUACAUACGUAUGGUGUAUGUGGACGUGCCUAUUGCGCAUAAUUAGCAGCGGUGCGUGUACCAGCCUACGUGCCUACAUCUCCACCGUGCUUUGCAGCAGCGGGUGGCAUAGCAGCGGGAGCCAAUGGGGCAAGCAAGCCGCGCGCACGCACGCACGCACGCACGCAGCGCCGUCUGUCGUCCGUCUGCACUCGUCCACACUUGACACUGACAGCAUCAUCACCGAUGCGGUCAUUCGUAUCCACUGCCACCGCCGCCGCCGCCGCCGCAGCAGCAGCAGCAGCAGCAGCAGCAACGUCCCAACAGCCCACCGCUCCCAGGGCAGCAUCCGACCUCACAGCUGAGACAUAUGACGCCUCAAAGGACCCCUCCCAGCGGGACCUCCAGCAGCACACCCCGCCGCGCGCGCCGCGAAGUGGGGUCUUCUCUCAGGAUGAGACCGAUGAGACGAGCAUGGGACGAGGCGAGAUGACCAGAGACGAAGCGAUGGGGCGGUGGGUGGCAGCGCCAAGCGCGGCGGCAAGGCGGCGGCCAAGCACCCGGGUGGCGUGGCGGGGCGCGCGUGCCGCGAUAGGCUGCCUGGUGACUGACUGGUGUCAGUAGGCGGACGGACUUGGUGCUGGGUGGAGAAGAUGU